AUGACAGAAUUCGUCAAUGGCGCCGUCGUACUUACGCAGAACGAGCUGAUGGCGGUCGCGGCCCUGGCGACGGCGGGCAUCUACAACGCGGCCGAGAUAUACGUCUUCAUCUUCGCCACCUUUCGCAGGCGCCACGGCCCCUACUUCUGGAGCAUGAUCGUCGCCGACAGCGGCAUCUUCGUCCACGCCAUCUCCUCGCUGAUACACUACCUCGGCCACACCGUCAUUAUCCCCGGCGCCCUCGCGGUGGUCGGCUGGGUCGCCAUGGUCACCGGCCAGUCCCUCGUGCUGUGGUCGCGCCUGCACCUCGUCGUCUACAGCCGCCGCUGGGUCCGCUCCGUCCUCGCCCUCAUCAUCGCCGAUGUCCUCAUGCUGCACGUCCCGAUGGCCGUGCUCUGGGCGGUGUCCUUGACCGCGCCGCAGACGGACCGUGCCGCAUGGCUCCGUCGGUACCUCGUGUACGAAAAGGUCUCCAUCGUCGUCUUCUCGAUGCAGGAGACGCUCAUCACGGGCAUCUUUGCGUGGCAGGGCUACCUUAACAUGAGGCCGCUGUUCGCCUUCAAGACGCGGAUGGCGCGGCUGAUAUGCAUCUACCUCAUAAGCCUCUUCUUCCUCGUCUUCCUGCUAGACGUCGGGCUCAUCCUCCUCGAGCAAACGAACCACGCCGUCUUCCAGACCACCAGCAAGCCGUUCGUCUACAGCAUCAAGCUGAAGGUCGAGUUCAUCGUCCUCAACAAGCUGCUCGCAUUCACCAAGAUGAACUUGUGCGACUGCCACCAACUCAACGACACGUCGCGCGGCUACUCCAAGGGCGUCAUGACGAACGAUACGAUGACCACGGCCAAAGGGUGGGCCAGGAGCCAGAGAGAGGGCCACAGCAGCAACGUGUUGGAGACGGUGCCAGACGAGGAGCGCCCAGAUCACAUCUUUGACGGAUCGUCAGUGCUUGAGAGGGGGAAGCAAAAUCUCGGUUCAUGA
Messenger RNA from Colletotrichum graminicola M1.001, 978 nucleotides. RefSeq lists its product as uncharacterized. NCBI's taxonomy places the organism in Eukaryota, Fungi, Ascomycota, Sordariomycetes, Glomerellales, Glomerellaceae. The transcript has a single exon. The coding region runs from base 1 to 978 and encodes 325 amino acids. The record is from RefSeq and is a predicted model, not a curated record.